Messenger RNA from Acipenser ruthenus (sterlet), 3041 nucleotides. RefSeq names its product major histocompatibility complex class I-related gene protein-like. Gene Ontology annotation, biological process: immune response. Gene Ontology annotation, cellular component: external side of plasma membrane. The record is from RefSeq and is a predicted model, not a curated record. NCBI's taxonomy places the organism in Eukaryota, Metazoa, Chordata, Actinopteri, Acipenseriformes, Acipenseridae. Bases 136 to 1347 code for a protein of 403 amino acids. The transcript has 9 exons.
CUGAGAGAGUUUCUGAGCAGUAUAUUCAGUUCCUGGUUGACAAAAGGUAGAAGGUUUCCGUUGCAAAUAUUCAUUAUACAAAAACUGUCAUUGUUUAUAACCGAGUAUUGGAUUGAAAUAUAUUGCUUUCCUGAGAUGAUCCGAAAGACUGUACUCUGGAUUCUCUGCUGGGUUCAUGCAGCUGCCGCAGGAACUCAUUCACUGCGGUGUUUUGGAGUGGCAACCUCAGAAGGGUCUGAGCUUCCAGAGUAUGUUCAUGUGGAUAUGGUGGAUGAUGUGCAAUUAUCAUACUAUGACAGCACCAUGGAAAAACCUGUCCUCCAACAAGACUGGUUGAAUAAUACUAUGGGUCACGAGUUCUGGGACAGACAAACUUGGUAUAUUCUCAGUGAUCAUGACAUCAUAAAACGGAGUCUAAGAAAUGCAAUCCAGCACUUUAACCACACUGGAGUUCACACUUACCAGGGCAUAGGUGGCUGUGAGCUGGAUGAUGACGGGACCAGGCGGGCAUAUUGGUACCACGCGUAUGAUGGGAAGGAUUUUAUCAGUCUUGAUGUAAAGACCCUGACCUGGGUCGCUUCUGUGCCACAGGCCGUCUACUAUAAAAGCAAACAGGAAGCUGACGCAGCCUUGCAGCAGAUCCUUUUUCACUAUUAUCGACAAGAGUGUUUCCAGACGCUGAAGGGGUACAUCCAGUAUGGGAUGAAGACCCUGCAGAGGAAAGUCCGCCCUGAAGUGAUGCUGAUACAGAGGAAAGCACGUAAAUCUGCAGGAAUGGACGUCAUUUGCCAUGUGACGGGGUUCUACCCCCGAGAGGUUGAGGUGAACUGGAUCAGAGACGGAGAUCAUGUGCUGGAGGAGGGGGUGUGGAGCGGGGAGGUGCUACCCAACGGGGACACAACCUACCAGCUGAGAAAGACCCUGACAGUGAGUCCUGAGGACCAGAAGAAACACAGCUACUCCUGCCAGGUGGACCACGCCAGUCUGGAUGAGAAGAUGGAUGUGAAAUGGGUUCCAGAGGCUGGUCUGAACAUGUGGCUUGUUGCUGGUGGUGUGCUGGCUGCUCUGGGUCUGAUCGCAAUGAUCAUAGGAGCUCUCAUCUGGAGGAAAAGAGCAUCAGGUGUCAGGAGCCCUGACUACACCCCAGCGCAGACAAUGGAACAAAGUGAUACAUCAUCCAACUCCACCAAUAAUGACUCAGGAAUCCAGUGCUCCCAAUCCACUACGUCGCUUCCCGAUGAAGAUGUUCAGAAAGACACAGCCGCUGUCUCCAUGCCCUCCCUAGCAGGGUCAGCUGAGGAAGCACGAGGGUUUGACCUGAAGUUCGACAUUCACAGUCCUAGAUAAGCUGGUGUGACUCCAUUGACACAGAAAUGAAUAAACGGCUCAGCUGAGGCUUCAUCUUUUACACUUCAUUAUACCCUGAUAUUGCCCCACAGAAAGCGAUUGGAUAAACCGAUAGACAAGGAAGCUGUGUUGCAGUAAUCUGUGUCAAAUUAAGAAUUUCUAGACAUUUGGAGAGUUCCUUAUCAGACUUACAGUUUUUUUUUUUUUCUUUUACUGGAGUAUAACUAAUGGUUACUAUGCUAUGGGUUUGAGAUUUACAGAAGAUGUUAACUUUUCAGUGUACUUAUUAUAUUUGUUUAACUAAAUAAAUAAAUAAAUAAACAAACAAACAAAAAUAUAUAAAUAUAAAUAAAUAUAUUUUAAAAGCAAAGUCAGAUGCGAAGCUGUGGCUGUGGCAGCACUUUACCAUCUUCCUUCACCUUUCAUGAGCACUACACUCACAAGUACCUAAUUAAAGGUAACUUACGUAAGAACAUAAGAAAGUUUACAAACGAGAGGAGGCCCAUCUUGCUCGUUUGGUUGUUAGUAGCUUAUUGAUCCCAGAAUCUCAUCAAGCAGCUUCUUGAAGGAUCCCAGGGUGUCAGCUUCAACAACAUUACUGGGGAGUUGGUUCCAGACCCUCACAAUUCUCUGUGUAAAAAAGUGCCUCAUAUUUUCUGUUCUGAAUGCCUCUUUAUCUAGUCUCCAUUUGUGACCCCUGGUCCGUGUUUUUUUUUCUGGUCGAAAAAGUCCCCUGGGUCGACAUUGUCUAUCCCUUUUAGGAUUUUGAAUGCUUGAAUCAGAUCACCACGUAGUCUUCUUUGUUCAAGACUAAAUAGAUUCAGUUAUUUUAGCCUGUCUGCAUAUGACAUGCCUUUUAAACCUGGGAUAAUUCUGAACCCCAUAUACUCCCACGCUGUCAGGCAAUGCGUUUUGACAGAAGUCAGCUGUGUGGGUGCAGCGGCUGGCGCUCUAGUUUGACAGGUGAUUCUGUGUUCUUUAUACAAUUAUGUAUCUGUCUCUCCUACUUUUCCUUCAGUUGAAAUAUAAGCAUUUAACACAUAUCAGAUUAAUUGCAUUUCUGAAAUGUCAAGAUUUUUUUAAAACACGUCUUACAAAAUAAACUCAAUACACAAACCAGUACCUCUUACACAAAACCUUUAACCUUUAGACCGUCCACUGAAGGUAUUUAUGACUAUUUUUGCUAUUCAAGCUGCAUAUUAUUACAUUCUAGUAGUUUGCAUUUCUACAUUACAAGUACAAGGGACACUAGAAAAGUUAUCUACGUGAGUAAGGAGAUGAGGUGAGGCGAGAUUCCUUCCUUGCUGUUCAAUAUAACACCUCCUCAGUGCGAUGCACUUGCUCCACUUUGAAUUUAAUGAGGAUAUCCCAGCAGAAAAGAACUGCUUGGGCUCCCAUCCAGCCAGACAGCCGCUUUGACUCCUUCACCAUUUCAAAACUGACACCCAUGCAGUGUUUCUUCUGAUGAGCCAGAGUGUUCUUCUCUUAGGAACAGUGAGUCUAACUUACCAGGAUCUAUUUAAUAACCUGUACAAAAAUGUGCAAUGGCAAAUAAUAGUGUAGCUUACCCGUUUGUUUCAGAGUUCACAGAAGAGUGAAACAGAAAUGGAGAAUAAUGUGUUUACAUAAAACAUUUGCUGGUUAUUUGCUAUGUAUUCCUGUUUAUUAAUAUUGCCUGUUGAGUAUAUUAUAUG